Molecule: messenger RNA, 933 nt
Organism: Melanotaenia boesemani (Boeseman's rainbowfish)
Lineage: Eukaryota; Metazoa; Chordata; Actinopteri; Atheriniformes; Melanotaeniidae
Product: olfactory receptor 6N2-like
Exons: 1
Coding region: 1-933 (310 amino acids)
Biological process (GO): G protein-coupled receptor signaling pathway
Cellular component (GO): membrane
Molecular function (GO): G protein-coupled receptor activity; olfactory receptor activity
Source: RefSeq, a predicted model, not a curated record
AUGGAUGAUGAGUUAAAUGUCACUUACAUUGUUUUAGAUGGAUAUGUGGAACUUGGCAAAUAUAAAUAUGUUUAUUUUUUUAUUAUGUUUAUUUCCUAUAUUCUAAUCAUCUGCUGUAAUUUGACAAUUGUGUACCUGAUCUGGAUUCACAAAAACCUCCACGAGCCCAUGUACAUCUUUAUUGCAGCUUUGUUGCUUAACUGUGUUCUUUACAGCACGAGUAUUUAUCCAAAGCUUCUGACUGACAUUUUAUCUGACAAACCGGUCAUAUCAUAUCCAGCCUGUCUCUUCCAGUUUUUUAUAUUUUACUUCAUAGGCCCUUCAGAAUUCUUUCUCUUAGUAGCCAUGGCCUAUGAUAGAUAUGUGUCGAUAUGCAAACCCCUGCAAUAUCCAACUAUCAUGACAAAAAACACUAUAAUUAUAUUCCUGGGUUCAGCUUGGUUUGUACCUGCUUUGCAUUCUGCAGUCGCAGUAACACUUCUCAACAGUGCUAAAGUUAAAGUCUGUCAUUUUUAUUUAAAAGGAAUAUUUUGUAACAAUGCAAUUUACACACUUCACUGUGCAACACCAAAGCCAGUUACUAUAUUUGGGAUGUUUGCUGUAUUUGCUGUUGUAAUACUUCCAAUGCUCUUCAUUGUUUUUACAUACACACGAAUACUGAUAAUAGCCUAUCGAAGUUGCAAGGAGGUGAAGAAGAAAGCAGCUGAGACCUGUUUACCCCACCUGCUGGUUUUAUUCAGUUUGACUUGUUUGUGUGUGUAUGAUAUAAGCAUAGUUAGAAUAGAAUCAGAUUUUCCCAAAACAGCACGGAUGAUCAUGGCAUUACAGAUAGUUCUGUAUCAUCCUUUGUUUAAUCCAUUAAUAUAUGGACUAAAAAUGAAAGAAAUCUAUAAACAUCUAAAACAUCUGCUCCGUCAAGUCAAAAUGACCUAA